UUUGUGGUGGAUGAAUAUGACAACCUUAGUGUUUAGUUUGCUUUCUAGUUCUAUUUAAAGAUACGUUUUCACAUUUAAUAAGCAGUCUGUAUGCGCAGAUCAGCUCUCUGCAUUCAUCAAAUUUACUGCAGAUCACAGGACUCGAUAUAAACCUCUACAGCAAGAUUUCUGAAACGUUGGUGAACUUUUCCACCGGUUGAUCGCGGAUGAAACCUUGAAUGCCAUUUGCAGCUGUCUGGGAGCCUGUUAAUGGAGGGGAAAAGUCAGAAUGAUGUGUUCAGACAUAUCUUGAACAGGACAUGAUGUCUUUGAAAAGAGUGACAGAAUGACAUUCCUGGAAGACUAAAUUGGAGGAUUGUUUGCCUUGCCAAGAUUUGGCCCUUUUCUUGUCCUGAGUCCCAAUGCAUUCCUUUGGCCAUGACGUCCAGUUUGAAAACAUGAACAGUCUGAACCUGAACCCACUGGGCCUCCUUUCUAGUGACUGUAGACUCUCUCCUGCCACAAGCAGUAUAGACCAGUUUACCCAUCACCAUGGUAAAGGGGACUCGGCUUACAGCUCCUUUUCAGGAGGUUCCAAUGCUCCAGAUCACUCCUCCCCCUCUCUACCAGAUGAAAUGCAGCCUCACAGCUUACAUUACACGGACCUGAAGUACGUGAGGGCUGUCUACAAUCCAAAUGUCCUCAAUUCCAGUUCCAGAAAUGCGGAUCACCUGUACAGGUCGGCAGAGGUCCUCGGUCAUCAGUGUCACGAGGAUUCCUGCCUCAGCAGCCAGUAUAGCUCAGGUCAGGGCAACAGGGAAAUUCCUCCACAGCCACCAUCCCGCCUGGACAGUUUCAUAACCAUCAGAAACUUAGAGAACAGCAGCGCGUAUCAGAGCCCUGGCGGCCAGCUGGCAGAGACGUUUCUUCAGAGGACUCAGACAGCUAAUCCUGCACUUGCCUGUCCCAGAACUGACCCAGUCUACCGCCGCAGGGUUUCGGAGUCUAAUCUGAAGGACCCAGUGUACCGAGAUGGUGCGGAUCAGACUUUGGAGCAGGCAAAGUUGGCUCAUAUUUUAAGCAAUCCAUCCUUUAUACUUCAGGAAUCCUUUAAAUGGCAUGCUGGUGGAACAGGCAGCCACUCGGAGGAUCAAAGCAAUAAAUGCCACUCUGCGUAUGGUAGCAACGUUACUGAACAGGCACAAUUGAGGGAUUUGCAGCAGAACACCAUCAAUGGCAACAUCCAACACAAGGGGCAAUAUUAUUUUGUCACUGGUGUGUGUAAACCCACUGUGCCCAGGGUGAAAGACAACCUUUCAGGUAACAGACAAGGAGAUUGCAUGGGGCAUUCUCCAGAAGACCUUCUUGCACAUAAGGAAAUUGAGGAAAAAGCACCUAGCACCAUUGAUGAACUCCUCAACAAUGCGAAGCACAGACAACAGCGGAGUUAUGAAAUUCAUAAUAAAAGUGGCUUGACGAGCCCAGGUUUACAAGCACAAAACAGAGAGGGUGUUUAUCAUAAUAAAAACAUGCAUAGUGCAUCGCCUAUCUCUAAUACCACUGAUAUCCUGGAUCAAAGCCAGAAACCGCAGGGCCGGGAGAUAGGAUCUGGAUCGCGCUGGCACCACAGUAGCAACCAUCACAUCUUCUACUGUGGCCCUGAGGACAGUGUCCCACUGCCGGAUCCAAACGACGAGGACUCAGUUCCUCCCACUCAGUGCACAGGCCAAGUGAAGACUGAAAGAGGAGACUAUGUAGAAAGAAUGACAAGGCGGCCUUUGGGCGAAGUAGCCAAUGACAAAAUCAACAAAGAAACAACCCCUAUGCUGUACCGUCUUGCAGGUGAGAGCAGAGGUGCUCUUGCAUUCAAAACCUCAAAAGAAAAUUGGGCCAAGAUGAAGUGGAAAGAGAUCAGAUGCAACAGUGCUCCCUUUUUGAAACUGCAGCACACAGAAGCCACCUCCAGGGAUGAGUGCCACUUUGGGACCAGAAACCACAACCUGGAAGAAGUGGCUGAAGAUCUACAGCAGUCCCAGAGUGAAGAUUUUAGCAGCUCAGGGUCCUCCACGGAUGAAUUCUACAAGAAAUACUACAAGGAUAGAUUAAAAGAUGCCCAGACCAAGGUCCUAAGGGAAACCUCUUUCAAGAGGAAGGACCUCCAGCUCAGCUGGCCUCACAGGAUCAAACAGAGGGCUGAGGAGCGGCCUUCAGUGAUGCACUCAAGAUUAGGCUCGCUCUCGCAUACUUCUCAAAUGAUAUCAGACAACCCAGUGCUUUUGGAACCAGAACCUCCGGCCAAGAGGGAAACUGAGAAGCCUUCAAAUCCUCUUCAGCCUCAGGCAGUACGGAUCGGUGGAAGAAAGAGGCUCACACCUGAGCAAAAGAAGCUGUGUUACUCCGAGCCAGAGAAAUUGAACCAGCUGGGGGGUUCCGCCCAUCACUCUGAGCAGCAGUCCCUGGGGAAUGAGGGGGAGGGCUUACUGUCCAAAGACGACCUCGGUGAGUAUGGUCUGGUUGCUGCCAGGAGAAAGAUGUUUGAAAUGAGAGGCCGAACUAUGUCGGCCUCAAGCAUCUCAAAGUCCACGUUGAAACAGAUCCAGCACAAGGCCCUGGUCGCGUACGUGGAGCGGAAGACUGGACAGAAAAAAGCAGAACCCCAACAACCUCCUUCACAGAAUCCUGCCAUGAGGCAUUCUACUGCUGGGAAACCUUUGGAAUUUGGGCCCAGGCCCACCUGUGAGAAUGCUGUCCCCAGGAAGAAGCUCACCCGACCACUGUCAGCUGGGCGUGUCUUGGAUUCGUCCUCAAGUUCCAUCAGAUAUGCCCAGUCGGACACCAUGCAUCCUGUCGAACCCCGCUGCCAGCCCAUCUGGAAGAAGAUGACUAGUGCAAGUCCCAGGAAGAUGUUUGAAACAACAGGACACGCUCUGUCUAUAUCUGUGGAAAGUCUCCUUGAGCAGUCAGAGCAAAAAGGCUUCCAUCAAUCUCGGACAACACCAUCGCCUACCAAUUUACAGCCUGGGAGCCUCACACAUAAAGCAUCUCCAGUCAGUCACUCCAGGAACUCCAGCUCCCUAAAGAAAGCUGAAGGUCAGUUGGCGUCAAGUGGCACCAGAGCCCCUGCAGCUGAGGGCAGACCAGGCCGCACCGUGACACAGAGAGGCAAAUCCAUGGAGGAGCUUGGCACCUUCCGUGUCCCUGCGACUCCCGUUCUCAGCAAGAGCUCGGAGCAGCUAGACCAGAUCCACAGCAGGCACGUGGCAUCGGAGCACAUGCAGGGAAACGCAGCCUUUUCCUGGGAAGCCGAACUGAAAAUCCAAGGCAAGGCUGGAGAAAGCAAAGAAUCCACAGGAACCGGCCACAGUUCAGAACGGCACCUUUUGAAGACAGGGACAAGCCAGCACUCGAGGAGCAGUGACGAUUUGUUGGGGGCCACACCCAAUGGCAGACAUUCCCAGUCAUUGGAACCCCUUAACUUUGACAUGGAGCCUCCAAACCUGGCCUCCUCUCCAGAGUGCAGGACUUCCUCCACUCCCAUUGAGUCACCCAACAUGAGCGCCCUUUUCUGUGACUCUGUGGAGAGCAGUGUGUUUUACACUGAUAGUCCCUCAGGACAGUCCUUCUACUGCAGAAGCACGCCGGAAAGGGAGUCUGUAGCCUCGACAAGCACACACCUGCACAUUCAGUUUGAGAACGGACCUGAGGAGAGCACGUCCUGCACCAGAAUGAAGACUACUCCUACACUUCAGACUCUGCCAUUAGAAAAUGUUAUGGUUGACCAGCAGGAAUCUGGAAGUCCAGAAGUCUCUCUCGGUAGAGGAGUAACAACAGAUCCGAGUGCCUGGCCCACAGCAGAGGAACUGGGGAGGGCACCAGUUGAAGAUUUUCAAGAGGGAGAAGCAAGUGAUGCAGAUGAACUCGGCUCGCCAUUGCCUUCACUUCAGUCCACUGGGCAACAGCUAGCCACCACCUCUACAGAUCCAGCAGAGAAACAGGUCCAGAAUUCAGAGAAAGAACAGGCAAAAAAUGACAAGGGGGGUCAUUCAGAAGAGCGGCCCAGUCCCUCCACCAGCGCAAAACCCCAUCUGCCAAAACCCGGGCAGUGGGAGGAGCUAGUGGAAGUGAUUGUCACCAAGGAUCAGUCGUUAGCUAGUGUUCUGGCUCCCAAAUCCAGUCGCAGGACAACCGUGACUCUGAUGGAGCAGCUGCUGUCCGAAGACACGUUGCUCAUGGAGGAACAUUACAGGAGGAAGAGAGCCUGCAGAUCACACAAUGGGGAGAACUCCAAUGUCGAAGGAAAUGCUGGAUCCAGGAUUUUGGAAACUCCCCCAAACCCUGAUAACUGGAAUUCUGAGGUUCAUAGUGGGAAUAGUUCCACACAGGAGACUGUUCUUUCACAGGACAGUGAGCUGAAUGACAUCACUGAGAAGAAGAAGGAGCUGAUCCUGUGCAUCCAGCACCAGCUGCAGGGGCUGGAGAAGCAGCGGUCAGCGCUGAGGGAAGAGCUGCGAGCGAACGGCGAGCUGGGCAGUGCUGUGGAGGCCCUGGUCAGGGACAGCUGCCAGCCCAGUGAAUACGAGCGUUACACACUCUUCAUUGGCGACUUAGAGAAAGUGGUCAGCCUACUGCUCUGUCUGUCUGCCCGCCUUGCCCGGGUGCAGAAUGCCCUGAGCGCCGUCGACCAGUUCACCGAUGCCGAGGAGAAGCAAUCGCUGGAUGAGCGACACCGCCUACUGUGCAAGCAGAGGGAUGACGCCAAAGAUCUCAAGGACAACCUGGACCGCAGGGAGCGCUUGGUGUCAGACAUCCUCUCCAGGAACCUGACCCAGGAGCAGCUCCAGGACUACAAGCACUUUGUCAAAGUGAAAGCCUCGCUAUUAAUAGAGCAGAAAGACCUGGAGGAAAAGAUUCGCAUCGGUGAAGAGCAGCUCGAGUCACUUCGCAGCAGCAUGCCUUUCUAAACCACUGUCCCCAAGCUGCCACUGUUUUUCUGACCUCUGCCAUCCACUCCAUUUCCAGGGCACAGUGCCUCCUGCUGGUGGACUACAACCACACACAGAGGCUGUAGUUAACAGUUUGACACUCUCCCUCCGUGUUUCCAACAUCCAUUUAAGGCACUUCCUUGACAUGCAAUUUUCCUUCAACGGAAAUUAUACUAUUAUAACUAGCUGUACAAUUCUAGAUUUUGGGAAGGCUUUUACUUGCCGAACAAAGAAGGAAUGCAUAAUUAAUUUUUGAGCUGUUCAAAUGUCGAUAUCUUACUAAACAUUUUAGAAUUUUGGUUUAAAAGGCACUUUUGUAAUUUAUAUGGAGAUAUCCGUUUGCAAGUGUUCAUGUUUUGAUACACUCAGAUCUUAUUGUAUUAAUCAUAAAUACACAUGUAUUUUAUUUAUUUUAAGCUCAUUUUAACUGAUAGAUUUCUCCUUUUUUUCCACACUGUUCAAUAGAAAUGGAUAGUGUUGAGGCAGCAUAAUUGCAGAAAUGCUUGCAGAAUAAUGCCCAUGAUCAUCCAUUUUGCCUACACAGAGCUUCAAAGAAAGCCAGGCAUCCAUGGAACUUGGUUCGUGGAAAGCACUGAACUUGGCACCAGAACUGAAUGUGUUGAAAACAGUUGCUGUUAUUAAUUUCCAGCGCUGCUGCACAUCUUCAUAGCAGACUCGGAACCUGAUGUUUUUAACACAGCACAGUAACGACACUUAGUAUAUGCUCAUCACUCACCUGCCUUAAUGCACAAAGACAGGGAGACAUUUUGUCUUUCACCUCUUUUGUCUUGACUUGAAUCACCUUCUUAAGAGCAAUGUUGUAAUAUAUUUUUGUAAAAACAACGUAGCAUUUUGUGCAUGAUAUUUUCUGUACCUUUGCUUGCUCAUACAGAAUGGUGUGUGAUUUAAAAAUAAAUAAACAGCCCAGUUUAAAUUUGGUUGGAUGAAGGGUUUGACAUAGUGUAGUUCUAUAUCACACUGUGAUUAGACACGGCUAUCUCACUGUGGUUAUAUUUCAUUUUCUGAGCCACACAUCCAUCCAAGUGAAGCUUGUUGUAAAUAAAAGUGUCUUGGUCACUUGGAUCAGAAAUUCAAUAAAAGGAUCUGUAAUCAGUAAACAAUGUCUGGCUCAUUGAGAUUUUUUUUCCAUAUGAAAACGAGAUUUUUAAUUUUAAAUUACAUUGAUUUCAGGACCCUAAACUUUGUGGUCCAUAAACUAGUGAUGGGAAAAAAUCAAAGUAAAAUAUAUAUAUAAUGCUAUUGUAAUUAUAUAAUGAAUGUCAAACUAAUUAUUGCUGUAUUAUUUUAAAGGAAAAAAACUGUUAAAUAUAUUAGUUGUAUCCAUCAGUAAUCCUGUCUUUAGAUAGAAUUGUCUGAUCAGGCUAUUUUAGAGCAAUAUAGGGACUAAUCCCAUAGUUCAUAGGAGGAUUUUCUUUAUAAUGUGACUCUGGAGAAAAUGUAGUAACAUAAUAAAAUGCCACUAUAAUUCCAGGGCCAAAAGAUAAAGAAAGUGUGAUGACCACAAUAUCUGCAAAAGUGUUUUGGAAUUUAAAAUAUUUUGUAAUAUUGAAAUAUGCAAUACUAUAUAUGUGUAUUUCGCCACUAAAUAUUUCAAAGACCUUUGUAGCAUGAUUUGUUACAGUGCUGACUUCAUAUUUCAGCAUAAUAUCUACAUGAGCGAUAAUUUCAGUAGUAUGAUGAAGUAUCAUAAUUAUAAAAAUGACUGUGGCAUUCACUGUAAUAGGAUGUGAUAUAUGGGUAAAUGGAACAACUAUCCCAAACGAAAUUAACACCAGCAAAAUAAGACAGAUCAACUUCUUCACACUGCUCCACGCCAUUUCCUUGUCCUGUUUUAUAAGGGUUAUAUAUGUGUAUAAUGUCUGCAUUUUGUGUUCGUGGGUUGUUCUUGCUGGAGCUGGUAUCCUGAAGCUCUAAGUUAGUGGAUUUCCAAAUGGCUAUUUCUGACAUUUCUUGAAUCACACAAGUUUAAAUGAGUUGCUACCGAUUAAUGGAUGUGUAAUUCAUGAUGUCCAUGACUUUGUUUUUUUUCUGAUUCAUAAGGGCAGUCUCUCAUGUAGUUCUCAGACUGUUUAAUUUAGCUUGAUUGUGCUUGAUUCAGAAACCUGUACAAAGCACCUAGUCGGUCUUGUGCUUUGAAUUGGCUUUUUAUCUGUCGUAUGAAAACUAUAAUAUAUACAUGAGACUUUUGUUACAAUGUGAAUAAAUUACAUUUGUU
Molecule: messenger RNA, 7197 nt
Organism: Lepisosteus oculatus (spotted gar)
Lineage: Eukaryota; Metazoa; Chordata; Actinopteri; Semionotiformes; Lepisosteidae
Gene: shroom1
Product: shroom family member 1
Biological process (GO): actin filament organization
Cellular component (GO): cortical actin cytoskeleton; apical plasma membrane; adherens junction
Molecular function (GO): actin filament binding
Source: RefSeq, a predicted model, not a curated record